This is a messenger RNA of Serpula lacrymans var. lacrymans S7.9, 1556 nucleotides long. RefSeq lists its product as uncharacterized. Gene Ontology annotation, biological process: glutathione metabolic process; L-phenylalanine catabolic process. The record is from RefSeq and is a predicted model, not a curated record. Gene Ontology annotation, molecular function: glutathione transferase activity; maleylacetoacetate isomerase activity. The transcript has 2 exons. Lineage: Eukaryota; Fungi; Basidiomycota; Agaricomycetes; Boletales; Serpulaceae. The coding region runs from base 49 to 792 and encodes 247 amino acids.
GAUACCCACUUCAUCAAACAAUCAACACUCACUUCAUAUUUUCUACUCAUGUCUCAACCAAUCAUACUAUACGAUAUUCCAGCCCGAGUGCCCGGAAUUACAUUUUCUGGCAACCCGAUCAAAGCAAGGUACACGCUUGCCUACAAAGGCUUGGCCUUCAAAACCGUCUGGAUUGAAGCACAGGAUAUUGAGGAGCGGAUGAAGGCCAUCGGCGCCAAACCUACCAAGCGCAAGCCUGACGGAAGCGACUGCUACACGCUCCCUACUAUCGAGGACCCUUCUACAGGCGCCGUUGUCUCGGACUCUUUCGCCAUCGCCGAGUAUCUUGAGGAGACGUAUCCAUCCAAACCCACUGUCUUCCCCCACAACACUAGAGCCCUCAUAAGCAUUUUUGAUUCCACUUUCAUGAAUACCAUAAGCCCUGUGUUCGCAGUGUUUUACGCCGUGGUUGCCCCAAAGGUACACCCCCAAAACGGGGAGUUUAUUAAGAAGCAGGUUGAGGUUAAUUUUGGCACUAAAUGGGAGGACUUGUCGCCCAUAGGUCCGAAGCGAGAGGCGGACUGGCAAAACAUAAAGGCGGGGCUUGGAGUCAUCGAUGGGUGGUAUUCAAAGAGCGGUGGUAAAUGGAUCAUGGGAGACACGUUCUCCUAUGCGGAUAUGAUCGUAGGUGCAUGGAUGAGGUGCUUCAGCGUGUCCUUGGAUAAGGAGCAGUGGGAGGAGAUGAAGUCGUGGAAUGGCGGACGCUGGGGCGACAUAGUGGAAGAGAUUGACGCUUAUCCGAUUCUGAACUAACGAAUGAGGAUCGCAACUCUGUGGAGAGCUUCUGCGACUAGUUUGGCUUACAGAGAGUCGAUCCACCAACCAGGUGGAACUAAAUGGAAAGGACCAACGGAAUGAUUGAAAGGGGGAAAGACGUUUCUGCGAGCGACGGUGUUAAGUAGUAGCAUAGGAUUCCAAUGGUUGUAGCAAUGAUGCAAUAUGAUGUCAUUCGUCAUGAGUACGGCACUGGUGACUCGGGACGGGAUUGGGUUCGAUCCGGUACACGUGAUAGCGGUGGCAUAUAUGAGAGCACGUGCCAGAGCUUGAUGCUUUUGAUCCACGAUGUCUGUCUACCAGUCACCGCACGAGUCUGUUCCGCUGGUGCACCGUUCGAUCUACAGCCAUCUCUUUGCAUCUGACUCGCCGUCUCGCGUCGGUCCCUACCCCGCCACCUCCCCCGCCUUCGUCGAUGCCACCACCGGCCACACCCUCACACGCGCCACCCUGCGUUCCUUCUCCCUCCAGCUCGCCCACUCCCUCCUCUCCCCGCCCCCAUCAUCCAUACACCCCCAACCACACCGCUCCACCCUCCUCAUCUUCUCUCCAAACACCAUCACAUGGCCCAUCAUCCUCCACGCCGCAUCAGCAGCAGGCCUUCGUGCAACCCUCGCAAAUAGCGCAUAUACCUCCAACGAACUCGCACACCAGUACGUUGACUCGCGUGCACAGCUCAUACUCGCCCACCCCUCGCUCGUGCACACCGUUCGCGCCAUGCUUCGCUCCCUUGGCUGUCAGGA